UUCGGACAGAGGAAGUGUUUCGGUUGUCGCCGCUGAACCUUGGACCAAACUGACAUUAUUCAUUUGUCGUGUCAUUCCGAGUAACUUACAGGAGAAGAGCAACGAGUGACACCAUGGCAACAGAGGGGGAGCCGACCGACUUGGUCAAAGUGUUGCACCUCCUGGUGCUCUCUUUCUCGUGGGGCAUGCAGGUGUGGGUCACCUUCAUCGCAGGCUUUGCGCUGGUGCGGCAGGUAACUCGACACACCUUUGGCCUGGUGCAGAGCAAGCUCUUCCCUUUGUACUUCUACAGCCUGCUUGGAAGCCACGUUGUCAGCCUGGCGGUGUAUGCUGUGUACCAUCCGAGGGAGCUGCUGGACUGGCAUGAGAGUGUGCAGAUGUUUCUGUACUUCGUGGCGCUGAUCAUGGCCGGUCUGAACGCUCAGUGGUUCGGCCCCGCAGCCACCGAGGUGAUGUUCCAGAUGAGGGCGGUGGAGGAGGAGCAUGGCCUGGGGAACCAGGUCGGCCUCGGCAGCCAGAAAGAGGGUUAUGCCAAGCUCAGAGAGCAGGACCCCAAGUACAGAGCCUUGAGGAGCACGUUCGGCCGGUACCACGGGUUGUCCAGCCUCUGCAACCUGAUCGGGUUCAUCUGCACCACCACUAAUCUGAUUUACACAGCUCUGAAUUUAUCCACCAUUUAGACGAGAGUAGGCGUCGGGCGUCAGUUUAUGAAAGGCUUUCUGGAGAACUUUAUGUGAAGAACGUCUCAAUGUCUGUUUCUCUCAUUACAGUUUUCAUUUCAAAUUGUAAAAAUUAAAUGUGAAUCACCGUAUACAUGGACUUUAAAUACAGCGUCAGUGACAGUUUUGCGUCAUUAAAUCUGUCCGAAUGUGCAGCGAGGCCUUCGUUUCCCAAAAAAAAAUCACCACUGCUGUUCUGAAGCACUUUUAAUCUCAUCAGUCGUUGUUUAAAAAAAACAAUUUCACUCAAUAGAAUGUAUUUUUGCAUUUUUAUAUUUGUCUUUUUGUAUUUAAUUGCUCACAACCAGACUCCUUGUUAAGAAGAAGAUCUUUAAAAACAGUAAAAAAACAAAUCCUGAAGCUUCAGCUGUUAUGUAAUUGCGUCUCCAGCAGGGGGCGAUGUUUAGACACUGACCAGCACACAUCACAUUGCAUCUCAGUUGUAAAAUGUGUUUCUUGAUAUUGUGAAUUAUUUUGAAUUUGUCAACUCAGCUGCAUUAACACUACGAUCAGGAGAUUAAACAGAUUAUUUUUUCAUUCGUC
Molecule: messenger RNA, 1262 nt
Organism: Stegastes partitus (bicolor damselfish)
Lineage: Eukaryota; Metazoa; Chordata; Actinopteri; Pomacentridae
Gene: tmem205
Product: transmembrane protein 205
Exons: 4
Coding region: 114-680 (188 amino acids)
Source: RefSeq, a predicted model, not a curated record